Aspergillus ibericus CBS 121593 is the source of this 1804-nucleotide messenger RNA. RefSeq names its product crossover junction endodeoxyribonuclease. The transcript has 3 exons. Gene Ontology annotation, molecular function: 5'-flap endonuclease activity; crossover junction DNA endonuclease activity. The record is from RefSeq and is a predicted model, not a curated record. The coding region runs from base 75 to 1739 and encodes 554 amino acids. Lineage: Eukaryota; Fungi; Ascomycota; Eurotiomycetes; Eurotiales; Aspergillaceae.
CCUUGGGUUGCGGUGCAAUUUGCCUUUGUUGGUACCUUGGACUUGGAUUUUUGGAGUUCAAGGAGGCUAUCCGAAUGGGGAUCCCGGGACUUAUCCACGCGAUUGGCGCUGGAGAACGCAUUUCUUUGUCUAGAUUGGCCGUAACGCAUCUACAACACACCGAAAGGCCUAUCCGCAUUGCGGUGGAUAUUUCAAUAUGGCUCUUUCAAGUGCAGGCCGGCCGAGGUGGGAGGAACCCAGAACUACGCACCUUGUUCUACAGGUUACUGAAGAUCUUGGCACUUCCAAUCCAUCCUCUUUUUGUGUAUGAUGGCAAGAAUAAGCCGCCUUUCAAGAGAGGCAAAGCUGUGUCGGGGCGCAGUUAUGGAAGUGCUCCCAUUAUUCGACUUUCCAAGAUUCUAGUGGAUCUCUUCAGGUUCCCUCGUCACGAGGCGCCAGGAGAAGCAGAAGCAGAGUGUGCAAGAUUGCAAAGGGCAGGAAUUGUUGAUGCGGUCAUGAGCAACGACGUUGACACUCUGAUGUUCGGAUCAACCUUUGCUGUGAUGGGGUUCUCAAAAGAAAGCGGCACUAAUAAAGCGGCUGCGACGCAUGUUACCUGUUACCGCAUGGACAGCGCCGGAGAACCAUCGAGUGUGAUGCUUGAUCGUGCAGGCAUGAUCCUGUUUGCCAUGCUGAGUGGUGGUGACUACUUGCCGUCAGGAGUCCCUAAAUGCGGUAGCAAGUUAGCCGGAGAGAUCGCAAAAGCGGGUUUUGGAGCCGACCUUCUUGAGAUUAUUGACUCGGACUGCGACGACCUCGAUGCAAAGCUGAGUGAAUGGAGAGAAAGACUCCAGUAUGAGCUUGAAGAAAACGAGAGUGGCUACUUUCAGACCAAACAUAAAGCUGUCCGAAUUCCGGACACAUUUCCAGAUAGGACAAUUCUGUCAUACUAUGCACAGCCUGUGGUGUCAGCAGCAGGCGAUUUAGGAGCCAUUCAACAACGCCUAGUGGAUGCCUGGGACAAAGACAUCGAUGUUGUGGAACUGAGGAGGUUUGCUGCCGACACCUUUGAAUGGAACUACCGCUCUGGAGCGAGGAAAGUGACCAAGUUACUUUCAGAACCACUUCUCUCCUACCGACUACGUCUUGGAAGACAAGCAUCGGCCUUUGCUCAGAACGUUUCCAGAUUAUCCAACAGUAACGUUCCAAUGUUGCAGAAAAUCUACAAAAGCCGAUCGAGCUAUAGUACCGACGGGUUGACAGAGUUCCAGCUUGACAUUGUUCCUGUCGACGUUGUUGGCUUAGAUAUACUUGCUGAUGAGCCAAAUCCUCCGCUUCCUUCUCAAGAAUCCACGAUCUCUGGUGACGAAGAAGAAGAGCUAGAGAAUGAGGGGGUGUCAGUGCCUCAGAUUCCAGUCAAGAAACGUGUCGCAAAGCGUUAUGACCCCUAUACUUCCAAAAAGGUCUGGGUCUUUGAAACCUUGGCCAUAAUAGGAAUUCCAGACGUCGUGGAAAACUGGAAAAGAGAGCAAGCUGAGAAGGCGGCACCGAAGAAGCCCACCGCUCGGAAAACAGGUCCUAGGAAAAAGGGGCCUAUAGAUCCGGGAAUGAAGCGAGGCAGCAUUUUGAAGUAUGGGACUCUCACCAAGGAGCGCACUGGAAUUUCCAGUUACAAGAGCGCAGCGCUUUUGGAGGCAGCAGUCGCGGCUAAAUCACCCUCGAAGCCCAGCCUGUCGAGUUCCCCAGCAACCAUUGACUGACGACGAUAAUCAUCCGAGCUUCGAUGAUUUAGUCGACCGAUUUUCUACGUUAUGUCACGUAUCAC